Messenger RNA from Diospyros lotus (date-plum), 777 nucleotides. Its product is annotated as dynein light chain 1, cytoplasmic-like. Gene Ontology annotation, molecular function: dynein light intermediate chain binding; dynein intermediate chain binding. Gene Ontology annotation, cellular component: dynein complex. Bases 222 to 644 code for a protein of 140 amino acids. The record is from RefSeq and is a predicted model, not a curated record. The transcript has 2 exons. NCBI's taxonomy places the organism in Eukaryota, Viridiplantae, Streptophyta, Magnoliopsida, Ericales, Ebenaceae. Gene Ontology annotation, biological process: microtubule-based process.
UCUCUCUCUCUCUCUCUCUCUGUGUUAAUAAAAACGUAUUUGUGGGUGGGUGGGUCCACUAUUUGCAAACUUAAAAAAUAUCAUUCGUUUCAUUCACAUGUAGAAGAAAUCAUCUAUAUUAGUCAAAAGAUUACGGCCAGUCUGCACCAAAUCUCUCCAUCGCCGACAACUAAUACAUAUAUAUUAUAUACAUGUAUAGCAGAAGCAGAAGCAGAAGAUAAAUGAGAAAUCUCAUGGAGAAGAAGACCACGAGACCGAUCAGACCGAAGCAAGCCGUGAAAAAGAAAUUGGGAGAGGCCGGCGCCGGCGCCGGGGAAGAAGCGAAGCUGGCGGCCAUAGCAAUCAGCCUGAACGUGCGGCUGAGAUCAGCCGACAUGCCGCCCACCAUGCAAGAGUUUGCCCUACGCUACGCCCGAUCGCUGCUCGAUUCCUGCAGCCACCGCCCUAACCCCUCCCUCCUCGCUCGAUGCCUCAAAAAGGAGUUUGACGGGAUGUACGGGCCGGCGUGGCACUGCGUGGUGGGGAAGAGCUUCGGAUCCUUCGUAACUCACUCGCCGGGAGGGUUUCUCUACUUCUCCAUCGGCUCCGAUCUCUGUUUUCUCCUCUUCAAAACGGAGGUCCACUUGGUCAAUGAAGUUGACUGAUCUCAACCACACCUUUGCCUUUAGAUAUAUAUAUAUGCAAAUGGCAUAAUACACACAUUAUGUAUUUUGGUUAUGUGAACACUUUAUUUAUGAUAUUUUUAAUAAUACUCGUAUUAUAGUAAUACAUUUUAUA